Messenger RNA from Formica exsecta, 3383 nucleotides. RefSeq names its product neprilysin-4-like. Gene Ontology annotation, cellular component: plasma membrane. Lineage: Eukaryota; Metazoa; Arthropoda; Insecta; Hymenoptera; Formicidae. The coding region runs from base 348 to 3383 and encodes 1011 amino acids. Gene Ontology annotation, molecular function: metalloendopeptidase activity. Gene Ontology annotation, biological process: protein processing. The record is from RefSeq and is a predicted model, not a curated record. The transcript is spliced from 17 exons.
UCUCCGGCUUAAUUGUUGUACUCUCGCUAUUGGUGUUGCACGGGCGAUCUUAUGUGUGUAAAUUACUCCCGUACAAAUGUCCGUUUGACAGAUUCAUUCUCUCUACAUAAACACUCACGUACUCGACGUUCCAUUAAUACUCGUGCUUUGAUCGGGCACGGGUAAUAAUCUGUCUAGUUUCUUCGACUUUGGCGCGCAUUUACAUCUUUCGUUCGUUUUCGAAAUAUAGAUUUCGUGUGACAUUAUUAAAAGAAUACGUUGUACACACCGAGAUUUGUUGAUUUAAAGUGCGGAUUGUACUGUUUGCAAGAAUAAGUUAAAUAACUUCGCUGUAAGAACUUGAAAAAAUGCGAAGUGGCAGUAGUUUGAAUCAAUUCAACGACGAUGACUCCUUUAGUGGUGGACCAUGCCCGUCGUGCAAAUUGGCAAUUGACAAGGAGACUGGUAGACUCAAAUGGUGUACUGGCGGAAGUGAAGCGUGGCGUUUUUGUGUCAAACUAAUGCUUCUGAUACCCGCCGUAUUGUUACCGAUUACUAUAGUGUGUAUUGCUCUGUCGCAUUUUCAAACUACAACCAAAGUCUCCGAGCCGCAAACAUUUCCCAUCUACGAAAUGCAGGAACAGGAUGAACAAAAGAUUAAAGAUGACAUCUCUUGGUCUACCAGUCGCAAUGACGUAAAGCAUGGAGCCGAAGAAACCGAAGACGAGGAUCGAGUUUUACUCCCCGAUAUGAAAACGAGUUACGUACCUGUAGACAUGCAUCCUCCGCUUCGAUCCGCGUUCCAGCGACGGAAGAGAGACAUCGAUGGGGAGAAUCGCACGAGGAAUGGUAUCGAAUCGGGCGAUCGAGUAAUGUCCUCGUUAUAUCCACAUUUAAUUAAUGGCAAAUUGACAGAUUCCUUUUUGAGCAGAAAAUUAGAUAGGAAAAAUGAUACGGUGGAAAGAUCCUUUUCAGAUAAUGUGAAUUAUAUCGAAGGAAUAAAGGUGAAGGAUGGUGACAUAAUCGGAAUGAGCAACGCGCAGAAUGUUAAUGAAGAACUAGAUAAUUUCUUAAGCGAUUAUUAUCUAGAAGUAGAAGUUGAUGAUACAUAUGAAAGUACUGGAACAAACAAUCAUCAUUAUUCCGAGUCAAUAAAGAAUGAAGAGACGAUGCCAUAUUAUAAUAAUAAAUACGAGGGCAUAGAUAUUGAAGAACAGUUGAAAGAGGAGUCGGUUUUGAGAAAGGAAGAUAGAUUCUCUAUUUUCACCAAUGAUACCAAAACAUGGUUGUCAGUGGCUGAUAGACAUGAUGCUAUCGAGGAUGACAAAAUGUCCGAUUUUCAUACAUUCUGGAAAGGCGAAGGAAAUAUUAAAAGUAUCAGAGAGACUCGAGCACAAACAAUGCUGAAAUAUAUGGAUAAGAGUAUAGAUCCGUGUAAGGAUUUCUAUCAAUACGCUUGUGGUAAUUGGGCGAAACUCAAUCCUAUCCCGAAAGACAAGGCUGGCUAUGAUACCUUUGAGAUGCUGAGAGAAUCACUGGAUUUCGUACUCAAAGAAUUAUUAGAGGAACCGAUAUUGUAUAAUGUCGAUGAAUUAGAUGCUGAUGACGCUACGGUAAAGGCGAAACAUUUGUUUCAAAGCUGCAUGAACUACGAGAUUUUGGAGCAACGUAUGGAAAGACCACUUAUCCAACUUGUGGACGAACUUGGCGGUUGGCCGAUUCUAAGGCCAGACUGGGACCCCGACAAAUUUGACUGGCUUCUCUUGACCGCAAAACUUCGAUUGUACAAUAACGACGUAUUAAUUUCAGAAUGGGUGGGUCCAGAUAUUAAAAACAGCGACAAAUACGUGAUACAGUUUGAUCAAACGUCACUCGGGCUUCCUACGAGGGACUAUUUCCUUCAACCGUCUAACGCGGUUUAUCUAGAGGCUUAUAAGGAUUACUUAAUAAAGAUUGCAACUUUACUCGGUGCAUCUUUAGAUAAUGCGACCAUGCAUGCUGAAGAAUUGAUUAAAUUCGAAACGCAGCUCGCGACAAUUACAUCAUCAUCCGAUGAAAGACGAAAUUUUUCGGAGCUCUAUCAACGAAUGAGUAUAGGUGAACUGAAGACACUUGUGCCGCAAAUUGAUUGGCAUCGUUAUUUAUCGAUCGUCUUGACCCGACAAGUAAAUUUUUCUGAGCCAGUCGUCGUCUUCGCGUUGCAAUACAUUCAAGAUUUAGUUGUUUUACUUUCAAAGACACAACCUAGAAUAGUGGCGAAUUAUCUUUUAUGGAGAUUUGUGCGGCACAGAGUGAACAAUCUAGAUGAUCGUUUCCAGGAGGUCAAACAAAAAUUUUAUCACAUUCUAUUCGGUAGAGAGCAAGCGCCAUUAAGAUGGAAAAACUGCGUAACCCAAGUCAAUUCCAAUAUGGGUAUGGCGGUUGGUUCAAUGUUUGUCAAAAAAUAUUUCGACGAAAAUAGUAAAAACGAUACAUUAUCGAUGACUCGAGAGAUACAGCGAUCAUUUAGAGAAUUACUUGAUAGAACCAGUUGGAUCGACGAUGAUACAAAGCGUUUGGCGACUGAGAAAGUAAAUGCUAUGUCGCUAAGAAUCGGUUAUCCAGAUUUUAUCCUACAGCAACAUCUAUUGAAUGAACGUUACAAGGAUGUUGUAAUACGACCAGAUAAAUAUUUUGAAAACACUUUAAAUAUCUUGCAACAUUUGACUCGAGUUGAACAAAAUCGUCUUGGAAACAAUGUCAAUAAAACUUUAUGGAAUACUGCUCCAGCGAUCGUGAACGCUUAUUACAGUCGCAACAAGAAUCAGAUAAUGUUUCCAGCGGGCAUACUACAGCCUCCUUUUUAUCACAGAUUUUUUCCACGAAGUUUAAAUUAUGGUGGAAUUGGCGUCGUAAUUGGACAUGAGAUUACUCAUGGAUUUGAUGAUAAAGGUAGAUUGUUCGACAAGGAUGGGAAUCUUCAUAGGUGGUGGAAAGACGAAGCAAUCGAUGGUUUUCACCGAAGAGCGCAAUGCCUUAUCGAUCAAUAUGCACGUUAUACCGUAACGGAAGUUGAAAUGCAGAUAGAUGGCGUUAAUACGCAGGGGGAAAAUAUUGCCGAUAAUGGCGGUAUUAAACAAGCGUUUAGAGCAUAUGAGAGAUGGUUACGCUUGAAUGAAGAGGAAGACGAGACAUUACCCGGAAUGAGUGCGACAGGUAAACAAUUAUUCUUUUUGAAUUUUGCUCAAGUUUGGUGCGGUUCAAUGCGUCCCGAGGCAACUAGAAAUAAGCUAAAAACAGCUGUACAUUCGCCUGGUAAAUUUCGAGUGAUCGGUACGCUCUGUAAUUCCAAGGAUUUUGCUCAAGUGUUUAAUUGCCCUCUUGGUUCUCCAAUGAACCCUGUAAGCAAAUGCUCGGUAUGGUAA